Molecule: messenger RNA, 2181 nt
Organism: Daucus carota subsp. sativus
Lineage: Eukaryota; Viridiplantae; Streptophyta; Magnoliopsida; Apiales; Apiaceae
Product: protein NRT1/ PTR FAMILY 4.6
Exons: 6
Coding region: 119-1888 (589 amino acids)
Biological process (GO): transmembrane transport
Cellular component (GO): membrane
Molecular function (GO): transmembrane transporter activity
Source: RefSeq, a predicted model, not a curated record
UAACUCACCCUGCACCCUUGAUGCCUAUAUAUAGAUUAAACUAGAAAACCUCAGUUGUUCAGUUCAUCACAUACAUCUCUGACUCACUUACUUCGAGCUUGUCAGCACUUUCUCAGCUAUGGCGCCAAGUAAUGAAGGUCUUGAGGAUCUGUCUAACCAGACCAUGCAUAAUCCUAGACAAGGAGGUUACAAGCCCACUAUUUUCAUCUUUGUGCUAAUGUUGCUUGACAGCAUAGGCUUUGUUGCAAAUAUGGUGAGCCUGGUUCUAUACUUUUUAACGGUCAUACAUUUUGACCUGUCAGGCUCUGCAAACACCACCACCAACUUCCUGGGAACUGCAUUUUUGCUGACACUUGUCGGAGGCCUUAUCUCUGACAGUUACAUAAAUCGCCUCAACACUUGCCUCCUGUUUGGUGCAAUCGAGCUAGUGGGAUAUUUGUUAGUGAUAUUUCAGUCACAUUAUGCUGAAUUGCAACCUGAAGCCUGUGGGGAGUAUAGCUGUGUGAAGGGUACUAAAGCUCUACUAUUUUACGCCUCAAUAUAUCUGUUGGCGCUGGGGGGAGGGGGGAUUCGCGGGUCAGUGCCUUCUCUUGGAGCAGAUCAGUUUGAUGAGAAUGAUCCGAAGGAGAGCAAGCACAUAUCCAGUUUCUUUAACUGGUUCCUCUUUUUUGUAUCUGGUGGAGCUUGUAUUGGAGUUACAGUUGUAGUGUGGGUAAGCACGAAUAAAGGAUGGGAUAAGAGCUUCAUUAUCUCUAUUGUCUGUUCAUUCGUCGGUCUAGUUUUUGUUGCAUUGGGAAAGCCAUUUUAUCGCGUCAGGGUCCCUGGAGAAAGUGCCAUUUUGAAUGUUCUACAGGUCCUAGUGGUUGCUGCAAAGAACCGAAAACUACAGCUGCCACAAAAUGCUAGAGAGUUGUAUGAGCCGCGCAAUAGCCCUGAGCAUGCUUCCCAAGGAUCUCGCAUUAGUCACAGUAAACAGUUUAGGAUCCUAGACAAAGCUGCUGUUCUUGCUGAAGGCACCAAGCCUGAUAAAUGGAAAGUAUGCACAGUGACUCAAGUUGAAGAAGUGAAGAUCCUCACAAGAAUGAUGCCUAUUCUUCUAAGCACCACACUCAUGAACACAUGUUUAGCUCAGUUACAAACUUUUUCCGUCCAGCAGGGCACCCUAAUGGACACAAAGGUUGGCAGUUUUGAUGUCCCGCCUGCCUCGAUUCCUAUCAUUCCUCUAUUGUUCAUGUGCAUUCUCGUCCCAAUCUACGAAGUUUUCUUUGUCCCCUUGUUCAGAAAACUGACAGGUCAUCCAAAUGGCAUUAGCCAUCUCCAAAGGGUUGGCGUUGGGCUAGUUCUCUCAGCCAUUUCUAUGGGAAUAGCCGGACUUGUAGAAGUGAAACGAAGGAAUGAGUUUGUGAACCAUAACAAGCGCAUUAGUCUCUUCUGGCUCUCAUACCAGUACGGGGUAUUUGGAAUAGCAGAUAUGUUUACUUUUGUUGGCCUAAUGGAAUUCUUCUAUAGUGAGGCUCCAAAAGGCAUGAAAUCACUCUCCACUUCUUUCUCAUGGCUUUCCCUCUCAAUAGGAUAUUACUUGAGCACAGUCUUCGUGGAAAUUAUUAAUUCAGUGACUGGCAAGUAUACUUCAAGCAAGAGAGGAUGGCUAGAAGGGCUUGACAUGAACAAGAACCAUGUUGAACUUUUUUACUAUUUUUUGGCAAUUCUCAGCAUUUUGAACUUGGGAAAUUAUGUAUAUUGGGCCAGCUGGUACAAGUACAAGAAAGAUGUUCCGAUUGAGCCUAUUGACCAGCACGUUCUGACAGGAACUCCUAGUAACAUACCGUCCCCUAUAGGAUGGACUCCAGUGACCUUUCCAACUAAACAAGGGGAAGGAACUGAUUAAGUAAAUUUUCAUGAUCAGGUUCAGGGUUAUGUACCAUUCUAUCAUGGUGGACUUAUGCAUGAACAAGAUCAUUAGUACUUCUAGGAGUUAAAGUAGGGUAAGGUCGCCAUACAUCUCACCCGCUCCAGACCACACUUAAGAGUGGCAUAGACUUGACACAUAAGUUUUCUAGUAUAGUUUGAUAGCAGCACAUAUCAGUGUCUACUUGGCACUAGGUAAGUGCAGGCAUAAGCUAGGCAGUCAGUCCAUAUCGCUACAAGAGAAACAUAAAGUUUGGUUCUGUUCUUGUCUUC